AUGCUGAUAAAAGCAAAGGGGUCCCCCUUGAUAUCGUCUCUUCUCACGGCCUUCCUCUUCGUCGCCGCCCUUCCUGCCGCCCUCGCGCUCCAGGACAACCUCGCGGGCAUCGUUGACUGGCACAAGCCUUAUAUUGGGCAGCCAUUGUUGACCCCGACGCCGCCUCUGUAUAUCGAGCGCACAAACUUUUCAGGUGGAAGAGUCGCUCUGAUAACAAAAAACAAUGUUUUGGCAGCAAUCAAUGCCGAGAACGGAGACAUAGCUUGGAGACAAAAGCUGGAAGACAAUGACCCUGUAGUGUCAUUCCACGUUCAAGAUGACACCAUUCUACUCCUUUCCGGCCCAAGCGCGUCCUCGGCUCGUCUCUUCUCCCUCUCCACCGGCCACCUCCUCUGGCACUACCCUCUCCUUCCUCCCGCCACCUCUCAGCUGAGCACACCGGUCCAUCUCGGUACCGAUGCUGCGUUUGUACCCCAACAAGAGGACGGCGCGCCCGCUACCUGGGUGAUACUAUCCGACGGACGACGCGUUACGAGACUGAGGCAUGACAACGGUCAAAUCUUCUGGAGCAUGGACUCUCCCAGUGCUGGUUCCAACAUGGUGUUCAAACAAAUCCGGCCUUCCGGCAACUCUAUCCAUAUCCUCGCCCUGCACUAUUCUUUCGCCGUCCAAAGCUUGCUCACGUCGACUAUCGCUUUGGACAGUCCCAUUCCCCGAGGCGAUUUUGGCCAAGUGCCUUCUAUCGUCCAGAUCCCCGAACAAGCUAUGAUCGCUUCCUCUGCCGAACCUGGAGGGGCACAGGUGGUGUGGUUUGAGCAUGGAAGAAUCAGAAGCCUGCUCGUGCACGAAGACGGGUCGCUUGGGCAGAUCAAAGACUUGCUCCCUGGUAAUGGCAGGCAUUACGCAUCCAUCAUCGACGUCGGGCUACGAGAGCAGGGAAUCGUUCUUGGAAAGCGUGAAGACGGGGGUGUCGAGGUGCUAGAUGUAAAGGAAGGGAAGAAGAUUGAGGAGUUUGAGCUGUCAGCAGAUGCGGCUGAGCGAUCCGAGUCUGUCUACUCUGGCACAGUCACCGAAAACGGCGUCAUCGUCAACCGGGUAUACUGGUCAUUCUCUAUGAGUAUCGCUGUUGCCCAGACAAUCGACAUUCCCUACCUCACCUCCACCGAUGUCAUCACCUCCGGCUUCACCUUCCCCUACGACGACCUCUCUCAUGGGGUUCUCCUCCAUGCCGCCGUCUCUCCCUCGCUCGACGCCAAGCAUUUGCCCUCUCUCGUCUUGACCACCUCGGCAUCUGCCAUCCUUCGCUCCCAAUUUGACUCGCUUCCUCUCUGGGUCAGGGAAGAAGCACUUGCAGACGUGGUCGCCGCCAAAUUCGUCGACUUGGGCGAACCUGAGGUUGAAGAAGUACGGGAGAUCCUUGGAGAAGAGUCUUUCGUAGGCCGGUCUGUCAGGCACCUCGAAGCGCUCAAAGACCUUCCUGGCUACCUGAUCAACUUUGCCAAAAGGCUCACAGGCGCGUCCUACUCUUCUGCGCUCCAUCUUACCCCUCUCAACAAGAACCGACUCCACCGCGACCAAUUCGGUCUCCAAAAGCUGCUUGUAGUUGGCACUGCCAAUGGCAAGCUUGUGGCCCUUGAUUCAUCCAACGGACAAAGUGUUUGGUCAGUGAAUGUUGGGCUUAUAACCAAAGAGGGAUCGGAGAUUCAGGUUGAAACAGUAGACCUGGUCAAAGAAGGCGAAACGGAUUCGCCGAUCCUGGGCGUGGUUGCCACUCAGUUUACGAAAACGCGCUCCUUUACCGUUGCUUUCCACGUGGAAGCAUACACGGGCAAAGUCUUGGGCGAUGUGCAUCCCACCACAGGCCUUCCCAAGGGAACUUAUCUGUUUGAAGGAGUCGUCAAGGAGGUCUUUGCGACAAUCUACAAGAACUGUGGGAGUGGUAUCAGGGUGCUGGGUCUGGUCAAUGAGAAGGACGAGGUAUCCAUUUGGCCAGGCUGCAAGACAGUGGUGGGUCAGAUCGCCGAGGGCGGAAAGCCGUUCUACACCACCAUCUCAACAAACCUUGACGGCGCCGUCCUCAAGGGAUAUGUUCUCGCUGGACCAAAGGCUCCCGAAAGCACUUCUGCCUUUACCUCCACGCUCUUGUGGUCUCGUCCUUUCACAGAGCACGAGCGGAUAAUCGAUUCGAAACCUCUCCAGCCCUCCGCCAUCGCCUCUUUUGGCCGCGUCCUCGGCGACAAGUCUACCCUUUACAAAUACCUCAACCCCCAUCUUCUCGUUGUUUCUACAUUCACGCCUUCUUCCCCUAAAGCUCUUAACCCUCUGCAAGCGGGUGAACCUGUCGGACAGGGGAAGGUAUAUGUGGUGGACAGUGUCUCUGGGGAGGUGGUAUAUGAGACAGCUAUAGAGGGCGUGAAGGAACGAGGGGGAGUCAAGGUUGCCAUGGUGGAGAACUGGCUGGUGUAUUCGUGGCUGAGUGAAGGAGGAUGGAGGAUCGCGAGUGUGGAGAUCUACGAAGAUGCGGACAAGGGUGUUACUAGUCCAGCCCUGUCGACAUUUGAAGCUCACAAGAUUCAAGUGUUUGCUCAGACUUUCAUCAUUCCCACCGCAAUCAAAACCUUGGGCUUUACUACAUCCAAAGCCGGGAUUACGCCCAAAGAGCUCAUCAUUAUCAAUGACCGCAAUCAAAUCACAUCUGUCGCCCGCCGUCUUCUUGACCCCCGUCGUCCUGUAGGAAAACCAUCCUCGCGUGACAAGGAAGAGUUCCUCAUCUCCUACGACCCCCUCAUCCCUAUCGACACCCGGAAAGUCAUCUCCCACGUCUACCCACUCCAAGGCAUCACCAAUAUCCUCUCCUCCCCCGCUCUUGUCGAAUCGACAGGACUUGUAUUCGGAUGGGGGCAAGAUUUGUUCUUGACUCGUGGUUUGACGCCAGCCGGGACGUUUGACAUCUUGUCAGAUAGCUUCAACAAGGCGCAGUUGCUGUUGACAUUGGGGGCGUUGAGUGCGGGGAUCAUGGUGGCGCGGCCAGCGGUGAUGAGAAAGAUGUUGAGGAUGAGGUGGCAUUGA
Messenger RNA from Cryptococcus wingfieldii CBS 7118, 3069 nucleotides. Its product is annotated as endoplasmic reticulum protein. Gene Ontology annotation, cellular component: EMC complex. The record is from RefSeq and is a predicted model, not a curated record. Gene Ontology annotation, molecular function: protein binding. NCBI's taxonomy places the organism in Eukaryota, Fungi, Basidiomycota, Tremellomycetes, Tremellales, Cryptococcaceae. Gene Ontology annotation, biological process: protein folding in endoplasmic reticulum. The coding region runs from base 1 to 3069 and encodes 1022 amino acids. The transcript has 6 exons.